GUGGCAUUCAUACCUGUGCCCCAAUUGUUCAAAUUGCGACUCCCAUACCUUCUCCCGGUAGCACGCGCGAAGCCGAGGAACAGCGCAAUCAUGAUUGGCAAGCGAAACCUAAGGGCCUACGUGGAGGAGAACGAAGUGGAGGAUUCGAGAGAAUGGGAUAGUGUCAAACGGCGUCUCAACUCGUCACAGCAGCAUCGAGUCCUCGACGAGAGUGGCGAUGAAGACGGCGACCCCGCGUUCGAGGGAAACGAGAAUGACGAGGAACACGGAGAGAACUACACGAUUCGACAGCCGUUCAUGAGGACAGCCAAUUCACGCCGCAAUCAUCGUAGAUUCGCUGCACGAACACAACAUGUUGAUGAAGGUCUCCCGUCGCCUCGAUCUCAUACACAUGGGUCGAACACGCAAGCAUCCUGCUCUGCUAGCGCUCCAAACCCUUCUACACCUGUGCAUAUUCAGAACCCCACCCCUAAUUCGAGUCUGGGUCCGGAUUUGACCAAAUUACGCUGGGAAUUGCAGAGAGAGAUGGUGAACGAGCUGUACGGCAAACACGUUUCAUCCUAUUCGGCAACCCUGGAAGAAAAAUUCCUCCACAUCUGGAACACGGAUCAGGAGACGACAGCAAAUAGACUGGGCCACGAAAAAUACGAAGCGGUCAAUGAAGCAGUUCAGCACUGGCUGGGCUGGCGAAAGGUAGCAGGGGCGUUAGGCGGCCUCACGGGCCAUAAGGAAUCUUCCCUUGAGAAACUUCCCGAAUACUCAUAUGAGGAGUGGACUACAAUGCUUGGUGGAGAAGAUAGCAUCCAGGAUCAUGUCAGCAGACUGAUGGAAGCCUUCCAGGCUGUGACUAAGCAACCCAUCGUCGUCUAUGGGCUCGAAAGGGGACUCAAAGCCUUCCACGAGCAAAUGCGUGUGUGGCAUAUGGCGAUCACUGGGGAGGAAGCCUAA
This is a messenger RNA of Periconia digitata, 948 nucleotides long. Lineage: Eukaryota; Fungi; Ascomycota; Dothideomycetes; Pleosporales; Periconiaceae. The record is from the annotation of a GenBank genome assembly.